This is a messenger RNA of Sporothrix brasiliensis 5110, 2628 nucleotides long. RefSeq names its product carbohydrate-binding protein module family 21. NCBI's taxonomy places the organism in Eukaryota, Fungi, Ascomycota, Sordariomycetes, Ophiostomatales, Ophiostomataceae. The record is from RefSeq and is a predicted model, not a curated record. The transcript has 2 exons. Gene Ontology annotation, biological process: regulation of glycogen biosynthetic process. Bases 1 to 2628 code for a protein of 875 amino acids. Gene Ontology annotation, molecular function: glycogen binding; protein phosphatase 1 binding. Gene Ontology annotation, cellular component: protein phosphatase type 1 complex.
AUGCCUUACACGCCCCCCUCAAGUCGUUCGCCCGCCUCGUCCGCAGCUUCGUCACCAGACACGAGCCGGCGGCCCUCGUUCAAUGCCGCCUCCAAGCCUGUAAAUGCUUCGCUCUCCUUCUCCCCGGCGCCAUCCUCGGCGCUGCCCCGGUCGUCUUCCUAUCUGACAAGACACCGCCGGACGCCCUCGGCUGUUUCCAACUCGUCUGUCUCCACAAUCAGCGGCCAGCCUACGCCACAGCCUACGUCCGACAACCUCCAUGGCAUGGUCCCGGUGGUGGCCGGCCACGGUUAUGACGAGAACAGCAGCGUCCGCCAGUCGCCCCCGCCAAUCACAGGUGAGCGCCGGGGAAUGCCCACCGGCGCCGUCAUCUCGCCGCCCGACUCGCCGCCCACAAGCGACGACGAGGGCCACAUGGAGACCCGUGGCCGCCGGUUGGAGAACAUGUCUGAGCUGAAGCAGUUGCACGACGCCGUUAGCCAGCUGCCCCAGCAGCGCCGCGCCAGCUCGCCCAACAACGAGCCUGCCGACCUAGGCGUCCUGGUCGUCCAGCCGAUCCCGCCUGUUGUCAGCAGCAUCAGCAGCAUCAGCAGCAUCAGCAGCAUCAGCAGCAUGAACGGCACCAGCAGCGCGGAGAGCAACAUGCGCCACAGUUUCAGCACAACCUCUCUGGACCACCUCCGCAUCGGCGGUGGCCGCAGCAGCAGCAUUGGCAGCAACGGUCGCCGCAUCUCGCACAUGCGGUCGGCCACCGAGCCCAGCGUCUCGGUCUCGCCGUCGGCUGGCAGCUCUGUGGCGAACUCGGACGAGGAGAACGACCUCGAAAUCCUGGCGAAACCUCCCAUGGUGCGCAAGAAGUCUGGCGAGCUUGUCCGCCCGGCUCUGCGCCUGGGCUCGGGCCGCCGUCCCUCCAGUAUGCCUGGCACCCCCACCUUCUCCAAGGUCGUGCACUUUGACUCCCACCUGGAGCACGUCCGCCACUUUCUGCAGGUCGACCGCCCGCUGGCCGUCAGCGCCGGUUCGUCGCCCGUCGAGGUGUACGAAAGUGAAUCGGAGUACCCCUUUAACGGCAGCAUCCCCGGCAUGAAGCAGCAGCAGCAGCAGAAGCGCGGUGGCCCGCCCUUCGAGUGGGAAAUUGUCCUGACCAAGUUCCCUGUGGAGACGGCCGAGCGCAAGGCCCUGCCUGUGCGUCUCGAGCGCGUGUGGCUGUCGCCGGACCAAAAGUUCUUGCACGGCUCCGUGUCGUGUCUGAACUUGGCCUUUUCCAAGCUGGUCGUAUGCCGCUUCACCCUCGACUACUGGAAGACGACCUCGGAGAUCGCCGCCGAGUACAGCGCCGAGAUUGUGCCACGCGUCACCCCGCAGGGCAACGACCGCUUCAACUUCACCAUCAAGCUGUCCGACCUGGCCAAUCUGGAGUCCAAGACCAUGUACUUCUGCAUCCGCUACAACGUCGAUGGCAAGGAGUUCUGGGACAACAACAACGGCAGCAACUUCCAGCUUGAUUUCAAGAAGAAGAUGCUCGCGAUCAACGGCAAGAGCGGUCUGCAGAACGGCGCCCUCCCGCGCAGCCACCACCGCCGCGCAAACGCCACGUCCACGCAGCGCCCUGUGUCGAUGCCGGUGUCCCUGGACGACUUCGGCGGCAGCGCCAACGGACAUGGCAGUAAGAUGUUCGACCAGUCCGUCCACGAGUACCUUGGCGAGUCGGACCGCCCGGCCCUGCGCCUCAAGUCGUCGCAAACCGGUCCCAGCCUGGCGAGCGACAACCUGACGGCCCGCCUGGUAUCGCCCAGCGGCCAGGCUUUUGCCAACCGGUACGACUUCGGCGCUUCGCUCUCCGCGGCCAUGCAGGCCGCCAAGGAUGCCAUGGCGACCAACAAGCGUGACGGCCUCUAUAUGAAGCCGAGCCGCAAGGUCGCCGUCGUCCCCGCUCCGUCCGCCGACGCCGCCGUCAAAGUCGCCGCCGCCUCGGCCAACACCAACGAGCGCGUCAUCGCCGUCAACACGACCCAAGAGCCCACGACCGUCGCCCUUCCCGUCGCCGCCCUCGAUCGCGACUCGCGUACGAUUUUGACCGAAUCGGCACUCUACGGCCCCGGAGGCAUUGCAUCCAAGUCGUACGACGAAAUCAACGACACGAAGGCUACCUCGAGCCCCGCUUCGACCAUCACCUCGGACGGCAGCCCCGUGCAUACCGCCCGCACCCAUCAGCAACCUUCCCGGCCCCGCUGGCACGCCGACGUACCGAUCCGCGAUUCCAGUUCGUUGUCCAUCCAGAGCGUCGGGUCACCAACCUCCUCCGCAUCGCCACCUACGUCUGGCUUUGUGCAAACCUCUCCGGUCACGAACCAGGGCCGCGUCCCAGGCCAGCCUCGCCGUGGUACCAUGUUCGCGACCGGCCCCCUCAUUCUGCCGGGGGACAAGGCGGAUAGCGGCGACAGCGACAGCGCCAGCACGAGCAGCAGCAACACGGCAUCGCCUGCAUCGCCUGCAUCACCUGCUGCGCUUGCUGGCGCGUUUCCUCCCUUUGCUGGAACGCCGCCACCACCGGACUAUUCCUUCGUGAAAGAUCGGUUUCCAUUUGCCAAUGCAGACGGCCACGCGGGUACGGCCAUCAAGGGCUAG